This is a messenger RNA of Spodoptera exigua (beet armyworm), 225 nucleotides long. The record is from the annotation of a GenBank genome assembly. Lineage: Eukaryota; Metazoa; Arthropoda; Insecta; Lepidoptera; Noctuidae.
AUACAUAUGUACAUACAUAUAAUCAGUGGCGGAUUAAGAGUAUCCGAGGCCCUAAGCAAAGAGCCCGCGUAGGCCCUCUAUUUCUUAAAUGAAAAUAGAAGGUAGAAAGUAUAAAAUGAAUGUUCAUCACUAUAGAAAAUGUAGUAAGUAUAAUGCCGCUAUAUUAGCAAAGGAAAAGCCUUAGAUUAUAUAGUCGUACAGUAAGUAAAUACGUACGGUACCGCG